Molecule: messenger RNA, 2038 nt
Organism: Dioscorea cayenensis subsp. rotundata (Guinea yam)
Lineage: Eukaryota; Viridiplantae; Streptophyta; Magnoliopsida; Dioscoreales; Dioscoreaceae
Product: aldehyde dehydrogenase 22A1
Exons: 14
Coding region: 58-1842 (594 amino acids)
Molecular function (GO): aldehyde dehydrogenase (NAD+) activity
Source: RefSeq, a predicted model, not a curated record
CGUUCCAUUUCGUGUGAUUUCAAACCCUAGAAGGGUUUUUCCUCCGAGCUCGCAUCAAUGGCGUUCUGGUGGCCAUUGAUCGUGCUUGCCCUCGCCUACGCCAUCUGUCGCUUCCUCCUCAUGCUCAUCCCCCCAAACGUCCCCUCCAUUGAGGUUGACGCCUCCGAUGUGCUGGAUGAUGGAAGUCAGACCAAGGAGAACAGCUACAUUUAUAUACCGAGGAAGGGGAAACUGGCGCAGAGUGAUAAGGUUCAGUGCUACGAACCGGCGACGAUGAAGUAUUUGGGGUAUUUCCCGGCACUGACUCCUGAUGAGGUCAAGGAACAUGUAGCACAAGCAAGGAAGGCACAAAAGGAAUGGGCAAAAAGUACUUUCCGUCAAAGGCGACAAUUUUUGCGUAUCCUACUGAAGUACAUCAUUGAACAUCAAGAGCUUAUAUGCGAGAUAUCUUCUCGAGAUACUGGAAAAACCAUGGUAGAUGCUUCUUUAGGUGAGAUAAUGACAACUUGUGAAAAGAUCACAUGGCUUAUUUCAGAGGGAGAGAAAUGGCUGAAGCCUGAAUACAGAUCAACUGGAAAAUCAAUGUUGCAUAAGAGAGCAAGAGUAGAAUUCCAUCCUUUAGGAGUGAUUGGGGCCAUUGUGUCAUGGAACUAUCCAUUUCACAACAUUUUUAACCCAAUGUUGGCGGCUGUGUUCUCAGGAAAUGGUGCAGUGAUAAAGGUUUCUGAGCAUGCAAGUUGGUCUGGUUGUUUUUAUCUGCGAAUCAUUCAGGCUGCUCUUGCUGCUGUCGGAGCUCCUUAUAAUCUGGUACAUGUGAUAACAGGUUUUGCAGAGACUGGGCAAGCUCUUGUCUCAUCGGUGGACAAAAUUAUUUUUGUUGGAUCACCUGGUGUGGGAAGGAUGAUCAUGGAAAAGGCUUCAGAGACCUUAAUACCGGUGACCCUUGAGCUUGGUGGAAAAGAUGCAUUUAUUGUGUGUGAGGAUGUUGAUGUGAAUCAUGUGGUGCAAAUUGCAAUCAGAGGUGCUUUACAAUCUAGUGGACAAAACUGUGCUGGUGCUGAGCGAUUUUAUGUUCACCGGGACAUUUAUCCUACCUUUGUUACCCAAAUUGUCAAACUCUUCAAAUCAAUAUCAGUUGGCCCCCCACUAGCAGGUAGGUAUGACAUGGGCGCCAUUUGUAUGCAAGAACAUGCUGAUAAGCUUCAGAAUCUUGUAAAUGAUGCCUUGGAGAAAGGCGCUGAGAUCGCUGGUAGAGGAAGCUUUGGCAAUCUGGGAGAAGACGCAGUUGAUCAGUUCUUUCCUCCAACAAUUAUAGUGAAUGUAAAUCAUACAAUGAAACUGAUGCAAGAAGAGGCUUUCGGACCAAUCAUUCCAAUCAUGAAAUUCAGUUCUGAUGAAGAAGUUGUUGAACUUGCAAAUGAUUCAAAUUAUGGUCUUGGGUGUGCUGUGUUUUCUGGCAAUCAAAAGCGUGCUAUUAAUAUAGCUUCCCAGGUGCAUUGUGGAGUUGCAGCGAUCAAUGAUUUUGCAUCAACUUACAUGUGCCAGUCCUUACCAUUUGGAGGCGUAAAGCACAGUGGAUUUGGAAGGUUUGCUGGAGUGGAAGGAUUGCGAGCUUGCUGCCUUGUGAAAUCCGUUGUUGUCGAUAGAUGGUGGCCUUACAUUAAAACUGUGAUUCCAAAACCCAUCCAGUACCCUGUUCCAGAGAAUGGCUUUGAAUUCCAGGAAUCACUUGUUGAAGCUCUUUAUGGUAUGAAUGUGUGGGAUAGAUUGAGGGCCCUGAUCAAUGUCCUUAAGAUACUGUCUGAGCCGAAUUCAGCCCCGGCCUCCUCCAAAAGAAGGUAAUGAACAAGCAGAAACUUGAUUAGCAUUGGAAUUGAAACGAUGACGGUAAUUAUGUAAUCCUCUAAUCUGAUACGGUACAGAUUUUGAUCGUCUUUUUGGCGGUGACUUGUUUUUUCUGCAAGUUCUCUGCUAUCUAUGAUAUACCCUGGAAAUCCUUUCUAUAUUGAGUCACUUUCUCUCUCUGGAGAAUGUCUUU